Messenger RNA from Nanorana parkeri, 1304 nucleotides. RefSeq names its product activating transcription factor 5 (gene ATF5). Gene Ontology annotation, cellular component: nucleus. Lineage: Eukaryota; Metazoa; Chordata; Amphibia; Anura; Dicroglossidae. The coding region runs from base 239 to 1180 and encodes 313 amino acids. Gene Ontology annotation, biological process: regulation of transcription by RNA polymerase II. The transcript has 3 exons. Gene Ontology annotation, molecular function: DNA-binding transcription activator activity, RNA polymerase II-specific; RNA polymerase II transcription regulatory region sequence-specific DNA binding. The record is from RefSeq and is a predicted model, not a curated record.
ACCUGCCAUAUCCUUCCAGCAGCUCAAUCAGCCAAAACCUCCUCCUCGUAUAUGAGUCACCAUGGCCAUCUAGAACCGCGCCGCCACCAAACAAGUGUGCGAUCGCACAUGUGCUGCAACCUACAAACAACUGCCAACAUGGCGUCCUUUCCUUGCUCUGCGCCUUCCGCUGCCAACUACAGCAGGAAUCGUGCCUCCGACCAACUCCCCGGCCUCAACCUGAAUAAUCCCGGUCAAAAUGUCUCUCCUGGCGGCUUUGAAUCUGGACCUGGAGAUGUCUAUGGUGCCAGUUAGCACUCUGCACUGGCGGGCAGAUCUCCUUAAGAUCCCUGCUCAUGGAAAUCACUAUGAACACCUAUCAGUGCCCAUGGAGGAUGGGGUGAAUGUGCACGGGGCCGAGGGAGGAUGCCUGGCAGGGGAUGGAUUCACGGAUUGGAUGACGGAAAGGGUGGAUUUUUCAUGUUUUCUGCCAGUGACGGUGGAUCCAUCUAUGCCAGGGCCUUCCGCCCCGGACCUGGAGAUCAUGGCCACCCUCCUGAAGAGGGAGCUGGAGCAGAUGGAAGAUUACUUCCUGGAGGAGACACUCUCCCCUGGGCUUCCAGUGCCCCAUGAUCAAGUAGCUCCCAGCACCCCUCCUUCUCAUGAAAUCCACUUCCUCUUUCCAACGCCCGACCAGCAGCUGAGUGGGAGAGGAGUAGAGUUCCCUGCGUACAUCACAGAAGCAACAGCACCUGCUCCCGUGGCACUGAACACCCUAGAUUCCGGAUGCCUGGAGCUCAUGAAUCUAUACACAGAUGUUCCAAGUGAUUUCCCAGAAGAAGAAGAGCAGGAUUUUAUGGUGAUCGACGACACCAACGACCCGCCAGCACAAACCAAACGACUGAACAGGCCUACCCCGUACGACCGCCCCGCCACCGCCAGCACCAGCUCCUCUGUCUCAAUCCAACCAAAAGGUGACCGCAAACAGAAGAAAAGAGACCAGAACAAGACGGCAGCGCUCCGCUAUCGCCAACGCAAGCGCGCCGAAUACGACGCACUGGAUGAUGAAUGUCAGGGCUUGGAAGUCCGAAACAGGGAGCUGAAAGAAAAGUCUGACUCCAUCGAAAGAGAGAUCCAGUAUGUGAAAGACCUCCUCAUUGAGGUCUACAAGGCCAGAAGUCAAAGACUCCGCAGCAACUAGAAAGUUUUCUACACUGAAAGGCAUAAACUUUGGACUAGUGACCACUUUCUAGAGCAGCCUAUCCAACGUUGUAUUGUAAAGUAUUGGUUUGGGUCUCUAAAAAAAUCUAACACAUCUAUCUGUA